ACUCAGCUCCCCCGCCCGCUGUGUGAGUCCGCAGAGCGACCGGCCCUAGGGGCGCAUGCGCAGUAUAGGGCUGCUGCUGCGCUGAGGUUGUUUCCGGGUCGCAGGGAUCCGUUCCGGGGCUUGGAAGCGAGUCUGGGAAGCUGCCGCUGCCGGGUGUUAACUAUUCAUCUGUGUACCUGAUGCUGAAAUUUGUUCCUCUUUCGAUUGAGGAGACCAUUGUUAUGAUUCUCCGUGACUAAGUACCAUUCCCCCAUCGUUGUGUUACGUUCUAUACCAGGCUGAUGCAAUGAUGAAUUCUCAAAGUUUCUCAUUACCAACAAUGGUGCCCAGUAGCUCUGUUAUUAAUAGCUCUGUGACUAGUAACUUGUCAACGAACAAUCCACCCAGCAAAGCAGUUCUCAUUAGCAAACCGUUUAAAUGCUCUGAAUGUGGCAGGUCUUUUGCCCAGCUGACGGAGCUGGAGCUUCAUGAGAUGUCUCACGCUGCAGAGCGACCGUAUCGCUGCGAGCUCUGUGGAAAGACCUUUGCGCAGACAUCAGCUCUGGUGAAGCAUCAGCGUGUUCACACAGGAGAGAAACCUUACAAGUGUCCCAUGUGUGGGAAGACCUUUGCCCUGUCCUCUGGCCUGGUACUGCACAAACGCAUUCACACUGGCGAGCGGCCGCACACCUGCCCGCUCUGCGGCAAGAAAUUCAUCUCCUCCUCCCACCUGGCCCUGCAUCUGCGCUCGCACACGGGUGAGAGGAAGUACAAGUGCAGUGUGUGUGGGAAGCUCUUCCUACAGUCCUCGCACCUUGUGAGGCACAAAGCAAUCCACACAGGGGAAAAGCCCUUUAAAUGUGAGGACUGUGGGAAGAACUUUGGGCGUGCCUCACACCUGAAGACUCACAGACGUGUUCACACAGGGGAGAGGCCUUUCAAAUGCACCCAAUGCGAAAAGGCCUUCACACAGAAGGCAGGACUGAUCCUGCACAUCCGCCUGCACACUGGUGAGAGGCCCUACAAAUGUGACAAGUGUGGGAAAAACUUCCGUUCCUCCGCUCACCUCAUGUCGCAUCAGCUCCUUGAGUCUGGGGAGAGGAAUUUCAAAUGUACCACAUGCAGUAAGGCCUUUAAGCAGGCCUCAUCUCUCAAACAGCACUUAAAAACACAUGAAGCCCGUGAGCCUCACCGCUGUUCUGUUUGUAGUCGAACUUUUUCUAGGUCCUCUUAUCUCCAGCUUCAUAUGAGAACGCACAGUGGGGAGAGGCCCUAUCACUGCAUGGUUUGCAACCGGACUUAUGCCAAAAUGUCUACAUUUGAGAAACAUUGUAAAAAGCAUCAGCAGGACGAAGAGAGGUGUGAUAUCAGGCCCAGAGCAAUGACUACAAGGGCAAAAGCACUGGCUGAAAAGAAAAGGCAAGAGCAGAAACGACAGCACCAAGAUGGCUGCCCAGAACAUCAUCAUCAGCCUGACAGAGAGCACCAACAAGACGGAGAGCACCCCCUAGAGAAGCCCCACGGGCUCUGCAGACAUCCACCUGAGCCACAGACUCCAGCACUGUGUCUAAUUACCGAUGUGAUCUCUCAGAUGGAACUAGAGGAAGAGCCAUUGGUUCUGGAAAGGGAGAACCUAAGAAGCACCUGUACAGCAGGCCAUGGGAUGGUGCAUGAGAAUGAGGAGGAGAGUCCUCAACAGGGAGGUCCUGAGCAAGUGGAACUUCAUGUGACGUUACUGGGAAGAUCCAAAGCGCAGGGAAAUUUCUGCCCUCUUGAGCAGGGAAAAGCUUCUGAGAGUCCUGGCAGGUCCAAAAGAGAGCAAAGAAACCUUCCAGCGAAAAGACUGGGGAAAUUCAUCCAGCUUGGGGGAGGUGACCUCAAUGAGCUCCCAAUCCCGCAGAGACGCCACACGGGAGACGGAAAGAACACAUGCCCCGAUUGUGGGAAAAGUGUCCGUGGGCGCUUAGGUCUUACUAGACAUCAGAGAAUCCACUCAGGCGAGAAGCCCUACAGGUGUCUUUUGUGCGGGAAAGGCUUCACCAUCAGCUCCACCCUGGCUAAGCACCGGCGCAUCCACACUGGGGAGAAACCCUACCAGUGCCUCAGCUGUGGGAAGAGCUUCAUCCAGAGCUCGCAGCUCAUCACCCACCAGAGAACACACACGGGCGAGAAGCCCUACCAAUGCCCCGAAUGUGGGAAGGGCUUCAGCCGGAGCUCCCACCUCAUUAUCCACCAGAGGUUCCACACUGGAGAGAAGCCCUAUGAAUGCCCCCAAUGCGGGAAGGGCUUCAGCCAGAGCUCCAACCUGGCCACACACCAGAGAGUGCACAUGGGGGAGCGACCGUACCAAUGCUCCCAGUGCGGGAAGGGCUUCACACAAAGCUCGGACUUCACCGCCCACCAGCGGCUGCACAUGGGCGAAAGGCCCUACCGCUGUGCUGAGUGUGGGAAGAGCUACACAAACAGCUCCGCCCUCAUCAAACACCAGAGGAACCACACAAGGGAGCGGCCCUACAAAUGCCCCGAGUGCAGGAAGGGCUUCAGCCAGAGCUCCGCUCUGCUUGCCCAUCAGCGGAUCCACACGGGAGAGAGGCCCUACAAGUGUCCUGAGUGUGGAAAGGGAUUUUAUGCGCGGUCCCCCCUUAUUGCACACCGGAGAACCCACACCGGCGAGACACCCUACAUGUGUCUGGAGUGCGGGAAGGGCUUCCGCAAGAAAGCCAGCCUGAACGUGCAUCAAAGAGACCACCUAGCAGAGGAACAAUGCCCUGACCAGGGCUGUCCCCAGUGAACAGCAUCCAUGGCCAUUUCCACAACACACGCAGGUAUUUGGCUUCUCAGCACCAUCCAUCUGCACAUCUGUUGGGUCAGCUGGCUGCAGGAUCCACCCCUAAGCUGACUGGUGGUGAUCCUCUAGCAAGUCCUAGGUAGAGAAGAAGCCCACAUCAUCUCCUAUUUAACUGGUGCAUCCCAAGCUGUAAAGCUGCUAGGCCCUCGGUCUCUUGUCAACAUGGGAAGAGAGAGGGAAACCCCUCCAGGAGCCCCUUUUUCCUCACGUGGGCAGUGGCUGGGAGAAAGCUACAUGGCUCAGGCCCUAAACUAACUCAAGAGACCUAUCGCCACCCCCCCCCCCCAGACCAUGGCUGGGCUCUCAAACUGAUCCAGAACUGUAGCUUGAAUUUGCUCAUACAACCUUAAUUCUGGCCCCUUGUGCAAAUACAUGAUGGUACAAUUUUAAUUUACACUGUCGUAUACCAUUUUUUCCCACAGGGCUCCUACCUCAUUCAUCGCCCAGAAUGGAUGCAUCGGGCAACCUGAACUAUAGGGGUCUCUAUGCAUGCUGCCUGUAAUGGAAUGUUCCCCUCCAUUCUCUCCCUGCCCUUUGCCUUCUCUCUCCCAUUUGGGUGCCCAGGGUCAUUUGGGGCCACUUACAUUAUUGUCUUGAAAGUGCCUUGAAUUGCCAGUGGAGCCAACCCCCAUUUUCUGCCUACCUAAAUUACUCAUUUCUCCCUGGCAAGCUCCUGGAAAUCCUGUCCUGAAUGGUCAGUGUGUCCCACACCAUUUGUGAUGAAAUACUCGCCGAGCUGCUAUUAGAGCCCUGCAGAAAGCAAUUGGAGACCUAUGUCUCAUCCUAAUGCUGUCUGAGCUGAGUCUGCAGUACGGUCGUUCCAUUUUCAAUUGUCACAACCUCAUUCAGUGCCAGGGAGGAACAAGUCUUCAGUCUGAGGCAGAAGAAUAAAACAAAAGGAGAAAAAGUUCUGCCAGCAAAACAGAUUGAUUGGGAGCAGUAACACUGAUUGGGAGCAGUUUUAAGCUUAAUCAAAAUAAGCUGCUCUUAAAUUGAAAUAAGCGUGUCUACACAGGGAUAUGCAGAGUUUUAACUAAACGAGCUUAAAUUCCCACCUUAUGUUAAAGUGGUACAAGCCCUCAGUGCAGCCUUGCCAGCCCCAAGCAUACAAAAAUCAUGAGGUCAACCCCCAAAACAUGAGAUUUGGCUUAAAAGUCUGGAGGGGUUUUAAAAAUAAUACGUUUUAAGUUUUUGUUUCUUCUGGUUUCUGAGCCGUUAAUGUGCACGUGCGUCACAUUUUCAGUCUUUUCCCUGCAACUAUGAGGGCUAGAAUCUCCCUUGAAAAGAAAAGAAAGUUGAGCUUUUUAUGCCGUCUCUUGAUUCUAGCAGCUGGGGCUGGAAAACACCAAAUAUUAUGAGCUGCAUUACAUUUUUAAGAGUUGGUAACACAAUAUCAUCAUCUGCUUCUUCACAUAGGUGUGUGUGUGCACCCAGCGCACUGGAGCAUGAGAAAUUUGCCUAGUGGUACCUGUAGAGGGUGGCACUUGCACCCCAUGGCCAUAGCCCUUCCCCUGGCUACAUGAAGUGGUGCCACCCCAACCCUUUCUCAGUUUUUAUUUCUUGGUCAACUGUAACAUCCCAUGUUUAAUUCAUUCUUUUAAACACUGUCAACACUAUCGUCUAACCAGUUUUAUUUGACUUUCUGUAAUUUCUUAGCUGCUUUUGAAAUUCUAUUGUGGCUAAUGAAUGGAUACAUUUACCGUACGUCCCCAGUCUGUAUUUUAGCUGAGCAACAGAUAUAAAAAGGGCUUGUGUGCUGCUGAAGUGCUUCAGUGCAGAUGCUGCCUAUUCCAACGGGAGGGGUUCUCCUGAUGGCACAGGCUAGGCUGACAGGAGAAUUCCUGUCUAUGCCUGGGGUUAGGUCGGUUUAACUGCCUUGCUCCUGGGUGUGGAAUUUUCACACCCCUGCAUGAUGUGCUUAUAUUCACCUAAUUUUGUAGUAUAGUCUAGUCCUUAGAAACUUGGUGGAUAAUUGGUUCAUUAAAUUAAUUGUCCAAUAUGGUUUAGAAUGUGUAUUUCUUACAUCAUGCAUCUUAAUGAGGGAUGAAGUUCAAAGUCUAAUCGUCAAUGCUAACAUGAAGUGCAGGCAAACAUACUUGUCUUAAACCCAAAUGAGUUAUAUAUAAAAAGCAAAAUUAGUGCAAAACUAAAGCUGCUUGUUUAAGAUGAAUACAGAGAAGGAAGAUGGUUCGAGGGUUGGGCACUAAUCUAGCCCUUGAGAGAGACUAGUUCAAGUGCCUGCUCCAUCAUAGAUUUUCUGCAUGAACUUGGGAAAGUCACUUAGGCCCAGUUCCACAAAAGUGUUAGGAACCUAAAUCCCUUUGUGGAUCUGGGCUUCUGGGCCUCAGCUCCCCAUCUGUACAAUGGGGAUAACAGCACUUUCCAACAUCACUGGGGAGUUGUGAAGAGAAAUACAUUAAAGCUUGUGAAGCGCUUGGCUAUAGCACUGAUGGGGACUAUAUAAGCACUUACGAUAGAUAGAACUGCAAAAGCUAAGAUUUGUAUAGCAGGGUUUGCUGAGCUAUGUAAAUCUGUAUAUGAUCAUAUAGUGAUGUAAACCCCGUACAAGCACCAGAAGGGUUAAGGGAGCCUGAGAAGGUCAGUAACCUCACUGAUUGCACCUGGGGAGGGGGUGGUCAGGUGAAGGGGGUGGACUUAGGAGAGAGAAGGUCAGUUGGGAGAGGAGAGCAAGCAUCUCAGAGAGUGAUUAAGAAAAAGCAGAAAGCCUACAAGGAGUGGAAGAAGGGUGGGAUUAGCAAGGAAAGCUACCUUAGUGAGGUUAGAACAUGUAGGGAUAAAGUGAGAAAGGCUAAAAGCCAAAUAGAGUUGGACCUUGCAAAGGGAAUUAAAACCAAUAGUAAAAGGUUCUAUAGCCAUAUAAAUAAGAGGAAAACAAAGAAAGAAGAAGUGGGACCGCUAAACACUGAGGAUGGAAAGGAGGUUAAGGAUAACCUAGGCAUGACCCAAUAUCUAAAUAAGUACUUUGCCUCAGUCUUUAAUAAAGCUAAUGGGGAGCUUAGGGGUAAUGGAAGGAUGACAAAUGGGAAUGA
Molecule: messenger RNA, 5877 nt
Organism: Gopherus flavomarginatus (Mexican gopher tortoise)
Lineage: Eukaryota; Metazoa; Chordata; Testudines; Testudinidae
Product: zinc finger protein 774-like
Exons: 5
Coding region: 287-2770 (827 amino acids)
Biological process (GO): positive regulation of reciprocal meiotic recombination
Cellular component (GO): nucleus
Molecular function (GO): histone H3K36 methyltransferase activity; histone H3K4 methyltransferase activity; recombination hotspot binding
Source: RefSeq, a predicted model, not a curated record